UGCUGUGUGUGAAAGUGUGGUUUGUGAGGACCUCGGAGACUGCAAAGACACCGUGACCCCGGAGGGCGAGUGUUGCCCCGUGUGCUUAACUGCAGAUGCAGCAUCAGCUCCCAGUGCGGACCCCACAGCAGCUGCAGAUGAGAAGAAAGGCGACAGCUGCACAGUUGACGACGAGGUCUACAAGCACAACGACAUCUGGAAACCAGAGCCGUGUCGCGUGUGUGUUUGUGACAACGGCGUGGCAAUCUGCGACGAGGUUCAGUGUGAGCUGGUGCCAAACUGCGAGAAGGUCAUAACUCGUGAGGGGGAGUGCUGCCCCGUCUGUGAAACGUUCGCCAGCGCCAGCAGGCAGAUAGAAAUUUUGGGCUUCAAAGGACAGAAAGGCGAACCAGGAGAUAUCCCAUACGUGGUGGGGCUUCCCCGACCUACAGGACCCCAGGGUCCUCCAGGAGCUCAGGGACACACUGGACCGAGAGGCUUUAAAGGCAGAAAGGGAUUCGUGGGGCCUCCAGGAUUUGACGGAGAGCCCGGGGUGCCAGGAAAUCCAGGACAGGCAGGAGCCCCAGGCCACCCCGCCCACCCUGGGGGCAACCUGGUGUCACAGAUGGCUGCAGGUUUCGGUGAGAAGUCCAGUAUGGCUGGGAUGGUGUCAGGAUCAAGGGGUGAAGCAGGACCACGAGGACCUCCAGGGACACCUGGACCACAGGGCCCACCUGGCGGUCAGGGAAUCCCAGGAGAGGGUGGAGAACCAGGACAGAUGGGUGAGCCGGGUCAUCGAGGACCAGAGGGGCCUCCAGGAAAAGCAGGACCUGAUGGAGAACCUGGACCUGCAGGUGCUGCAGGAGAACCAGGAUUUCCAGGAUCUGUGGGUGCGAGAGGAUUCCCAGGACUUCCAGGUCAUCCAGGACUGAAAGGUCACAAGGGGAUGGCCGGUCUUGUUGGGUCAAGAGGCGAGCCCGGAGCGGCUGGAAACAAGGGUAAAUCUGGUACUCCGGGUGCAAUGGGAGCUCCAGGCCCACUGGGGCCUGUGGGCAUGCAGGGAGAGAGAGGCAGAGCCGGACCAUCUGGUCCCGUGGGAAAACGUGGUGGUGCCGGCCACGUGGGCAAACCAGGUCCUCUGGGUCCAAUGGGAAUAACUGGAGUGCCAGGUUUUCCCGGAAACCCAGGAAUGAAGGGUGAAGCAGGACCAACGGGAGUCAGAGGAAGUCCAGGACAGCAGGGACCCAGAGGGGACGCCGGUCAUGUAGGACCAGCUGGACAGACAGGACAGCAGGGUACUGAAGGGUCUGACGGAGCUCCAGGUGCUCGCGGACAACCAGGUCUAGCAGGUGUCCAGGGUCCAUCAGGGCUGUUGGGCCCAUCCGGUCCCCCCGGCCCCCAGGGAACUACAGGAGCACCAGGACCAAAGGGCCAACUGGGUGAAGUUGGAGUUCCUGGAUUCAAAGGAGAAGCUGGAGCCAAGGGAGAGCGAGGAGACCAUGGUAUUCCAGGUCCACUGGGCCCGAUGGGAGAGGAAGGAAAGCGCGGACCCCGAGGAGAUGCUGGAUCCAUCGGGCCUCCAGGACCUCCAGGAGAGUCAGGCGCUCCAGGAAAUAGAGGUUUCCCAGGUGCUGAUGGUCUGCCAGGUCCAAAGGGAGCCCAGGGUGAAAGAGGAGUGCCUGGAUUAUCUGGCGCCAAAGGUUUAGACGGAGAUGUUGGACGUAACGGAGAGCCAGGUUUAACAGGAGCUCGGGGUCUGACAGGACUUAUCGGUGCUCAGGGAUCAGAGGGAAAACAAGGACCAAUGGGCUCAGCAGGAGAUGAUGGCAAACCUGGCCCCGCGGGUCCUACUGGAGGUAGAGGUGCAGUCGGACAGAUGGGUCUGCCGGGACCAAAGGGCUUUGCUGGUGAUGCUGGGAAGAUUGGAGAGGCUGGCAGUCCUGGACCUCCAGGUCAGAGGGGUGUGCAUGGAAAAGACGGAGAGGAAGGCGCUGCUGGUCCAGCCGGCCCCGCUGGUCCGGCAGGAAAGAGAGGAGAGCAGGGACCACAGGGACUGCAUGGUUUCCAGGGUUUGCCUGGACUUCCAGGUCCACCCGGAGAGUCAGGAAAACCAGGCAAUGAGGGUCUUGCAGGAGAGGCUGGUGCUAACGGAGGUACAGGUCCAAGGGGAGAAAGAGGACCUCCUGGGGAGAGAGGUGAAAUUGGACCCAAUGGGCUGCAGGGACCUAAAGGUAGUCCAGGUGGACCAGGACCAGAUGGGCCAAAGGGUAGCAUUGGUCCUAAGGGCGCUCUUGGAGAGGCAGGUGGUCCAGGACUUCAGGGUAUGCCAGGAGAGAGAGGCAUAUCUGGACCCUCAGGCCCAAAGGGAGAUGCAGGCUCGGUCGGAGAGAGCGGAGCUGAGGGUAAAGCUGGAGCUGAUGGUGCACGGGGGCUUCCUGGUCCUGUUGGACCUGUCGGUUCCAGUGGACCCAAUGGAGAGAAGGGUGAACCCGGCCCACCAGGACCUACAGGACGCCGAGGCACCAGAGGAGUCCCUGGUUCGACUGGUGACCCUGGUCCAAUUGGUGCUGCUGGCUUCCCUGGACCUGUUGGUCCUGAUGGUCAGCCCGGUACUAAAGGUGAAACAGGUGAGCCAGGUCUGAAGGGAGAGGGAGGAGCACCUGGACCACAGGGCAUGGCUGGGAAACCAGGAGGACAGGGACCUCUUGGUGUGACUGGACUGAAAGGUGGCAGAGGAACGCAGGGUGCAACAGGCUCUCCUGGUUUCCCUGGGUUACCCGGAGGAGUCGGACCACCCGGCCCUCUUGGUGCUGUUGGAGCCGAUGGGCCUAUUGGUCCUCCAGGAAAGUCUGGAACUCCUGGAAUUGUUGGAGAGAACGGAUCUCAAGGACGUCAAGGAGAGAGAGGACCUGCAGGCGCACCAGGCAGCCCCGGAGAGAAGGGAGACUCUGGAGAGGACGGUCCUCCGGGGCCUGAUGGGCCUCCAGGACCUGCUGGAACCGCAGGACAGCGAGGUAUUGUGGGUAUACCUGGUCUGAGAGGGGAGGGCGGCCUGAUGGGACUGCCCGGACCUGCUGGUCCACCUGGAAAAGCCGGAGCUCCUGGAGUUCAGGGAGGCAAAGGGCCUGAUGGUGGAGUUGGAUUACCAGGGGCCACCGGGCCAAGAGGUGACGCCGGCCCCGAGGGCAUUGCUGGAGCAGAGGGGCCUCCUGGGACGGACGGUCUUGUAGGAGAAAGGGGAGACAAAGGUAAUUCUGGUCCAGAGGGUCUGGCUGGAACUCCAGGGUCUCCAGGAAGUGAGGGUCCUGUGGGACUGACGGGCGACCCGGGACAAAGAGGCGAAAACGGUGCCAGAGGCACUCCUGGACCCCAAGGAGCACCUGGUGUACGAGGGAAAGUGGGACCACAAGGACCACAGGGAGAGAAAGGAGCGUCUGGAGAACAAGGAGAGAGGGGUCAGAAAGGACACAGAGGUUUCACCGGCCUCCACGGUCUGCCAGGAACAACUGGCGCCACAGGUGAGCCAGGAGAUACAGGUAUUGUUGGACCAGCUGGGCCGAGGGGUCCUCCAGGAGUGGUAGGACCCCCUGGAAAGGAAGGAAACAUCGGUCAGCCUGGAGCCAUGGGCGCUCCUGGAAGCAGAGGUACCAUCGGUGACAUCGGGCCGCAGGGUCCACCUGGUGAUGACGGACCACCUGGCCCUCCAGGCCCACCCGGACCCCCCACCGCAGCUGUGGAAGACCUGUUUGCCGGCUCUUAUGAUUACGACGUGAAGGGCGUUGUGCCAGAAGCUGUGGACUUUGUCGAGGACGAUGUGGCCGCUGAUCCUCCUGCACUUCCAGAGAUCAACAAAGAUGAGGCCCUUCCCAACAAGAACUCUGCCGUCCUGCGUGCAAACACCGGAGUCCACGCCACUCUGAAGACCCUCAGCGGACAUCUGCAAAACCUCCGCAGUCCCGAUGGCAGCCAGAUGAACCCCGCGAAAAGCUGCCAGGACAUCAAACAGUGUUACCCUCAGAAAAAGAGCGGUGAGUACUGGAUCGAUCCAAACCAGGGAAGCAUAAAGGAUGCCAUCAGAGUCUUCUGUAAUAUGGAAACUGGUGAGACCUGCAUCAAUGCCAAUCCAGCCAACAUUCCCCGCAAAGCCUGGUGGACGAAAUCCAGCCCCAACGCCAACAAACUCAUCUGGUUUGGAGCAGACAUAAACGAUGGAUCCAAAUUCCGCUACGGAAAUACCGAUGAGCAGCCCAACGCGGUGGCGGUUCAGGUGAAGCUGCUGCAGCUUUUGUCCAAAGAGGCGCACCAGAGCAUCACCUACCACUGCAGGAACAGCGUGGCUUAUAAAAACGAAAAGAGCACCAACCUGAAGAAAGCUCUGGUCCUUAAAGGCUCCAACGGCCAGGAGCUGAGAGCUCUCGGCGUCAACCGCCUCCGAUACACCGUCAUCGAGGACGGCUGCACGAAAUCAAACGGAGAGUGGGGCAAGACAGUGAUUGAGUACAGGACGCAAACGUCUGCCAGGCUGCCCGUCGUGGACGUGGCCCCCAUGGACAUUGGAAAGCCUGAUCAGGAGUUCGGCCUGGAUAUCGGCCCCGUGUGCUUCUCAUAAAACAACAGGAUGGACAGAAAUAGCCCUUUUCAGAGGAGUAACAUCAACACCAGAAAUUAUAGGUAUGGACUCCUCUUUCUGUGAGCGUACGAUGAAUUCUUCCACACAUGGCUGCAUUUCCCAAAAGUACAGUGUACUUGCUGUGUGGACGCUGACAUAACUUAUUCAUCUUGUCAAUAAAUAUACAAUCUGGAGCACCAGUACUCUACAGGGAAAUGCAUGUGAGUGGAAUAUAAAGUCUGAGGUGCUAACAUGAAAGUUAAGUAAAACACAAAGAGUUUAGAUGGAUUUUAAACUUGCAUAAACUGGAAAACAGCCAAAAAGUCUUUAUUGGAAGCAGAUUGCAAAAGAACUGAAGUGGAUAAUAGUCAUCUGGCUGUUUUCCAGUAAAUGCACAUCCAGAGGCCAGAAUAGGGCAAGAGUUAAUAUAGCAAUGACUGUAGUUCUUAAUUUUAAUGGAAUAAACAAUGAAAAUCAUGCUUGAACCUAAAUUAUUAAGUUCUGCGCAGGAACUCAUUUAUUCUUUCAACAGGACGACCUUUGUAUCUCCUCUUAAAACUUCAACUGUAAAUGCAACAUAUGGCUGUAAAUUGCAAAUUAUUUGUUUGUUGUUGACUAUGGAUGUGGAAUAAAUGUCUUUCUUUGGAGUGA
Messenger RNA from Plectropomus leopardus (leopard coralgrouper), 5239 nucleotides. RefSeq lists its product as uncharacterized. The record is from RefSeq and is a predicted model, not a curated record. Gene Ontology annotation, molecular function: extracellular matrix structural constituent; protein binding. NCBI's taxonomy places the organism in Eukaryota, Metazoa, Chordata, Actinopteri, Perciformes, Serranidae.